Messenger RNA from Cryptosporidium ubiquitum, 1428 nucleotides. RefSeq lists its product as uncharacterized. The transcript has a single exon. The record is from RefSeq and is a predicted model, not a curated record. NCBI's taxonomy places the organism in Eukaryota, Apicomplexa, Conoidasida, Eucoccidiorida, Cryptosporidiidae. Bases 1 to 1428 code for a protein of 475 amino acids.
AUGGUAUUAGUUGGAGAUUUUAAUAAGGAAAUUAUAGGAUUAUUUAAAACAAAGUAUCCAACAGAGAAGGAGAAAUUAUUAGAAUUAAAUCUUUCAAGUAUUAGUAGAAAUCCAUCAUUUAAUUGUAAUUUAUCAUCAUUAUAUGGAGGAAAAAACGGAAACAAACCCAAAUGUUGUGAGGAAGGAAAUGCAUGCUGUGGGGAAGAUAAUAAAAACAGUGAUAAGAAUAAUAAAUUAUUUACAUUAGAUGGUAGUUCAACAUUAAAGUGGGAUAUGUUUUCAACACAAAUGGAAACAAAGAUAGAUAUGAAUGGUAUUGCUAUAAUGGAAGCAAAGACUACACCAUAUUAUGGUUUAAGCUUAACAUCAAAAUAUGAAAGAUUUUCAAAAGGUUUAAGCUCAUCAUCUUCUGGAUCAGGAAGUUUAGAGAUUGGUGGAGAUAUUCAGAAAGAAUAUUUUCAAUCAAGAUUUAGAGUAUCUCCUUCAUUGGAAUCUUUAGGAUGUGUGAAUAAAUUAAAUAAGGAAAAUAAAGAUAGUAUUGGGAUGAUGUUAAGUAAUACAAUUACUAUGAAACCAUUCUCUUGUAUUAAUAGUUUAAGUUUUGGAACAAUGAUAUCAUCAUCUAAUGUAAAUUUACCUUAUAAUAAAAAUUCAAUAAAGAUAGUAAUGGGAUUAAUGCUUAAAGGACCUUUAUUUGUAAGAAAAACAUUAAAAGAAUGUGAAUUAUCUCAAAAAGGAGGUGGUAACUAUUACAAUUAUCAUAGUUUAAACCAUAAGAAAGAGAAUUUUGGGUCACGUUUUAAGAGUGGUAUUAAUUAUAAUGAUCACGAAAAUACAAUAAAAGAAGAGACUUCUUCUUCUUUUACUCCAAACUAUAUUUUAUCAAUCCAAACUAAUACAAACAAUCACAAUAAUAAGUUAUCUGGAUUUACUGGAGGAUUAUUUUUAAAUAACUUACUUAAAAACUAUCUAACUUUGGGUGUUAUGGUAUCUUAUAAUGCUGCAUUAAAUAAUGGAGGAAAUUAUCAAACUGUUAAUAAUAUUAUUGAACAUAAUACAGUAAUGUCAAAUAAUCAAAUAAACUCAUUAAAUGAAUCUUCAAAAGCUUAUAAAAGUUUUGCGACGUUUUCUGAAAAAGUUCAAUAUACUAUAGGAGGAAAAGUUUCAUUUGGUUCUAUAGAUAAUUAUUGUUUAUUUGGUAAAAAAUUAAAUUUAGAUUCUGAAUAUAAUGGUAGUAGUAAUACCGAUGAUAAUUUAAAAAGUACAGAUUUGAGAUUUAAAAUAAUGAAUAAUUUUAAAAUGGCUUAUUCCUUAACACAUAGAUUUACAAGAAACAUUUCAGCAACUUUUGGAGCUCAGGUUGAUCCUAAAAAACUGGAUAAUCCAGACUCUGUAAAAUAUGGAUUCAUUCUAGACAUUAAUGCUUGA